Tigriopus californicus is the source of this 3090-nucleotide messenger RNA. RefSeq names its product gametogenetin-binding protein 2-like. The record is from RefSeq and is a predicted model, not a curated record. The transcript has 2 exons. Gene Ontology annotation, cellular component: cytoplasm; nucleus. Bases 736 to 2988 code for a protein of 750 amino acids. NCBI's taxonomy places the organism in Eukaryota, Metazoa, Arthropoda, Copepoda, Harpacticoida, Harpacticidae.
CCUGUCCGCGACGUAUCUACCCGGCGUCAAUGUAUUGGCAGUACAAGAGACAAACGAAUCACCAAAGACAGACCAGACUCCACCAGACAGAUAGACCCACCCACCCAGGAAACAGCCGACCCAGCAACUGAGCAGCAGGCUGUCUACAAUUUACGUUACCUUUGGGCCGGAUAUGCUCGAUAGAGUUUCUGUUGGCUGUAUCUUUAUCGCGGGUUGAUUAAUCACUCCCCGCCAUUCUAAUCAGGUGGAUUUCUUGCCACUCUGUCGUCUUGAGAGCUGGAGAGCCGGAGAGCCGGUGCAUCGUGCGGUCCACUCCCCCCACCCCAAUCCGAGGCGUCCUUCUCAGAGCCAGCCGACGGAGGUUAAAGCCGCCCAGGAUAUUGACUCGAGCUAGCGAGAAUUACAACCUACCUGUUGUUGGUGUUGUUGAAGUUGAUGUCACUGUAGAGGCCGCCGAGUGUUUGAGUGAGUGAGUGAGUGAGUGAUUGAAUGUUCUUGAGUGCAUUGACUUAAUCCUGAGAGUUCACUAUUCUUCUGACUCAUAUUGUUCGGGUUGGGAAGAAGGUGAGUUGACUCACGCCAUGAAGAAGAUUAAAUCCCUUUCGCGCCAUCCCAAGAUACCUUUGCCCUCUACCUAUUUCUCGUCCUCCUCCUUACACUCCUUACACUCCCUCGUCCUCUUUCUCCUCAUCUUACCUUUUCAAUUGUCCGGGUUAGACACAACGGCGAGCGGCCAUGCAUUUAUUAUAUGCUGUUGAAAGUUGCCAAAAGAUCCAAGCUCACAGAGUGACGGGCAUCAUGUCAUCCCGAGGUUCUCCGGCCCCUGGUGGCUCAUCCUCGCCCCGUGGGCGGGGCUCACCCACUGCCAAUGUGUUUGAACGCGCACGAUUGACCCACAAUCUGCCCAAUGACACGGAGGAGGUGCUUGGCGUGUGGGUCUCUGACUGUCCCGGUCGUCGCUCUUUGCCAAUGGCCAUCCAAGACAACUUGCGAAUGCUUUUGGUAAUGGGGGACGAGUGUCUAGCUUGUCACACGGAAGACCUCAAGGACGCUCAGUGCGCUCUCGCCGAUCCGGAUAUGGAGCUUCGGCUCAAAUCUGAACAUGAUCGAUUCCAUAGCAGUUUAAAAGCCAUGAGUCAGGACGAGAUUGCGUCCGCGCUCUUGGUGGACUCGUCCAAGUUGGCUUUAAAUCAAGUGCCGUGCACCUCGUGUCGGAAACGGGUCAAUGAUAUCUUGGCCUUAGUGAUUACCAGCCAUCCGGUAGCCCUUCAUCCGCUCGUGUUCAGUAAACAAGGUGCAAAUUCAGAGCGCCAGUCAGACUUUGUGAGUGUGGACGCUCAUCAUGUGGCUCUACCGGAGGCCUUGGCCAAUUUAUUCACACGACGCUUCUAUUUCUUGUGGCAAAGGUUUGAAGAGGUACAUUUAGCCACACGGAGCAUCCGAUGUCACCUGCACACCCGGCCCAUGAAACCACAACCAUUUUGUUCCUCAUGGUUAGAUGCUUGGCGAGCCAUGGCACCGGAUUGUCAAGCGAAAAUGUGCUCCAUUCCCUUUUCCGAGGUUGAAUUGAGACUAGACGAGUUCUUGAACCGUCACAAUUUCUGCUCGGAAUGCAAGGCCACGGUGAAACUAGCAUGUGCACUUCUCCUCGAGAAGAAAAAGACACCUGUAUCGAUCAGUGACACGUCGGUGGCUAAUACCGACGAUAUCGUGGACGAAAAGAAGGACUACUGUCCGGAAACUUACGCCAACUUGAUCGUGGGGCGACCAACCUGGCUCACAGCUUCGACCGAAGACACCCCUGAAGAUGAUGACGCCCUCUACGUGCGCGUUGAUCUCAACCCGGAUGAAAUCGGACGAAUGCUCGAAACGGCUCACUUGGACAUGUACGGCCACAAAGUGGAGCGGCAUGCCAAGACCAUCGCUGUCGGUCAGCGAGAAGUGUUAUCUUGUAUUGGAACGAUCCUGUACCAGCGGUUCUACGACGCCUCGAAAUUGGUGCAAGACUACUUCAAUAAUUUCGAGGCUUUGUACGUGUUGUCACUGAAGCUACUGAAAGAGUCCCUAGAACAGCAUUUUGAAAGUAAGUUUGGACUCAAGGAGGCUACUCUCCUGAAUGAACUCAACGCUGAGGAGGAACGCAACAAAGCCCGAGCGGUGAAGAAACGUGAGAAGAAGCAAAGGCAACGUGAACGCCAACGUCAAGUCCAGCAAGCAAAAGACGAAAGAGACCACGAUGAGGAGGAUGGUCAGGAAGAAGACAAGAAGAGCGACAUCACCUCGAUUGCCACCACUACCACUACCACCACCACCACCACCACCACCACCACCAUCGACGACGGAUUAGCUAGUCCUGACAGCUGUGCGUCCAUUCAAGAGCAGUUGGACGAAGAUCCUGAGGAAGUUCAAACUCCGGAACAAACACAGUCGCAAGCAGUGACACCCGCAGUGCCUCCGGUGGCCACUCCAACGCCUUCCAAGAAGGCUGCCAAGCAUGCCAAAAAGAACCAGCACACCAAGAAAAGCAAGGCUCCACCUGAGACCAAACCAGAACCGCCGCCACCAUCAGUUCCGGUGCCGGUUCCGGAAUCCCAGAAGGCCGCCGAAGAGUGUGUACCGUGCAAGUUAGUCUUAAGAAGGGAGCAACCUCCUAUUCCUGAUCUCUUCAGUAUCAUUGACGUUUGGAACCAAUCCAAAGAGGUGAACACCAUGAAAUACAUGGAUCCUAAAGAUCCCCGAUCCCGUGGUGAAACUCACAGCGACGAAUCUGAAGUGGACGAAAACGAACCGGAACCAGAUCCUGCGGGAGAACCUUACAUUCCUGAGUCAGAGAUACAGUCGUAUCUGGACAAUAAGAAACGUAUUGAUGAACAACGGUUAGCUAUUCGCAAGAAGCUCACGAUGAACUUCAACCGAAAAUUUGGCCGUAAUCUUAUCAUUGAAAAUGGUGUGAUUUCCACGAAUCCGGCUGGGUCAAAUGAUCUGUGAUCAUUUGAGCAUUAGCGGUUAACAGGACCAUUUUGCCUUGUCAAAAAGGGACAUUAUUUUUUUGUAAUAAUUACAUUCUGACCUAAAGUGACUGAAUGUAAA